Molecule: messenger RNA, 825 nt
Organism: Aedes albopictus (Asian tiger mosquito)
Lineage: Eukaryota; Metazoa; Arthropoda; Insecta; Diptera; Culicidae
Exons: 2
Coding region: 1-825 (274 amino acids)
Source: RefSeq, a predicted model, not a curated record
AUGUAUUUUCUACCUAAAAAUAACAAAUUUCAGGCACCCUCCACAUCCGACGAAUGGCAUGCGGUUUCAAAUGGAUUCGACAGAAAAUGGAACUUCCCCAAGUGUUGCGGUGCUUUGGACGGGAAACACAUCCGAAUUCAAUGUCCUCCUUGUAGUAAUAGCAACUACUUCAACUACAAAGGCUACUUCAGUACGAUUCUGUUUGCCCUCGUGGAUGCAAAUUACAAAUUCAUGUACGUUGAUAUUGGCAAAAAUGGCCGAGUCAACGACGCUUCUAUCUUUCGUAACUGCAGCUUGAAGAAGGGUAUUGAAAACGGAACGAUUGGAUUUCCACGCGGAAGUAUUUUGGUUGGAGAUGAUGCUUUUCCGUUGUCAGCUUAUCUGUUGAAACCGUACUCGCAUCAUGGAUUAUUGACAGCAGCAGAAAUAAUAUUCAACUACAGACUCUCGCGUGCCCGGAGAGUUGUGGAAAACGCAUUCGGAAUACUUGUGUCACGUUUCCGAAUUUUCACACGACCGAUUGAUUUGAUUCCCGAGAAGGUAGAUGAGAUUGUGAAAGCUGCUUGUAGUUUACACAAUUGGUUGCGGGAAACAAGUCCAACUACAUAUUUCCCAUUUGGAUGUGUCGACCACGAAGACUUGGAAACUGGUGAAACUAUUCCAGGAACAUGGAGGAACGAAAUAUCAGAGCUGGAAUCAAUGCAACCAUCCAGCUCCAGAAACUACACUAAAAAUGCAGCGUCAAUUCGAAACGCCUACAAGAAGUACUUCAUGGGUCCAGGUGCCGUUGAAUGGCAGUGGAAGCAACUGAACCGCAAAAAAUAA